Molecule: messenger RNA, 2493 nt
Organism: Urocitellus parryii (Arctic ground squirrel)
Lineage: Eukaryota; Metazoa; Chordata; Mammalia; Rodentia; Sciuridae
Gene: Znf232
Product: zinc finger protein 232
Biological process (GO): regulation of transcription by RNA polymerase II
Molecular function (GO): RNA polymerase II cis-regulatory region sequence-specific DNA binding; DNA-binding transcription factor activity, RNA polymerase II-specific
Source: RefSeq, a predicted model, not a curated record
CACGGCAGUGCCUGAUGGACGCCCCGCCUCUGUAGGGGUGCCCUUGAAAGAUUCCAGCUGGUGUGGGCUUUCUGCAGAGCUAGUCCAGGCUACUAUGGCUGUACCACUAACAGCAGCUAAAACUCUGGCCCUUCAGGAUACACAGGAACAAGAGAAGAUUGUUAUUUUGAAGCCAAAAGAAGAGGAACAGUCUUGGGAAUAUGAGACCAGGCUACCUGGGAACCACUCUAGUAGCCAAGAGAUCUUCCGUCAGCGCUUUAGGCAGCUCUGCUACCAGGAGACCCCUGGUCCAAGGGAGGCCCUGAGCCRACUACGGGUACUCUGUUGUGAAUGGCUAAGGCCAGAGAGACACACCAAGGAGCAGAUCCUGGAUUUACUGGUACUGGAACAAUUCCUGACCAUCCUGCCUGAGGAACUCCGGUCCUGGGUGCGGGAACAUCACCCAAAGAGUGGAGAGGAGGCUGUGACUGUCUUGGAAGAUUUAGAGAAAGGACUUGAACCAGGACUGCAGGUUCCAGGCCCUGCAGAUGGACCUGCACAGGAAGACCCGUGGGAGAAGAAGGCAUCUCUGGGACCAGCCCAGGAGGAACCAAGCAUCCAGGUCCAACCUAAAGAGACCCAGCUCAAGUGUGAAUCUCAGGAGACCCAGCCUUUGCCAGAGAGUGAACAGGUAUUUUUACAUUUUCCAUCAGUUGUUGCAGAAGAUGGCCCAAAACCCAAGGACAAAGGAUCACUGCCACAGCUGUCCAUUACCAAAGUGGAAUCACAAGUGUUCUCAGAAAAACUCACUACUGACAAUUCUCCAUUUGAAGCUACCUCUGAAGUUGAGGGCACCUUAGAACAGCAGCAAAAAAAUUCCAAAGCAAAGAGACGGAAGUGGUCCCCUGCUCAAGGGAAAAGUUUCAGACAGAUGGUUGUCACAAAUAAGAAAACUCCCACAGGGAAGAAAGACCAUGAAUGUAGUGAAUGUGGGAAAGCCUUCAUUUAUAACUCACAUCUUGUAAUCCACCAGAGAAUUCAUUCUGGAGAGAAACCCUAUAAGUGUAGUGACUGUGGGAAAACUUUCAAUCAGAGCUCAAACCUCAUUCAGCAUCAGAGAAUUCAUACUGGAGAAAAACCCUAUGAAUGUAGUCAAUGUGGAAAGGCCUUCAGGUGGGGUGCUCAUCUUGUUCAACAUCAGAGGAUUCAUUCAGGAGAGAAGCCCUAUGAGUGCAAUGAGUGUGGGAAGGCCUUCAGUCAAAGCUCAUAUCUUAGUCAGCACCUGAGAAUUCACAGUGGAGAGAAACCUUUUAUAUGUAAAGGAUGUGGGAAAGCUUACAGAUGGAGUUCAGAGCUUAUUAGACAUCAGAGAGUUCAUGCUAGCAAAGAGCCUUCCCAGUGUAUUGAAGAUGAUAAAGUCUCCAGACAGACUUGUACUUUUGUCUAAGCUACUUAAGACUAGAUCUCAUAAAAGUUAUAAGCAUCUUAARGUUUUUCCUGUGUCUUUCUUGAUUUAGGAAAAACUGUCCAUGUAGUGUCAACUGAAGAUUUUAUUAAUUCAUGUCCUUUUAUUAAAAUUAACAUAGCCAUAGGAUACCUUUGGCUAUAAGUAAUAGCCAAAUUGUGCUGCUGCUUCUCUCUGGCAGAUCUUGAACCAGACUCUUAGCUGCCCACCAAUAAAAUAAGGAUAGUAAUGCCUACUUCAGUAAAGUUCUAAUGCUAGCACAGCAUAACUGCUCAGUGUCCUGGGCACACUGGUCUACUUYCUUGGAGAGGGUCACAUCUGCAAACGUCCAAGCAGGAGACAGAAUCCACACUAGUAAUUUGAAAAAGGAAAGUUUAAUAUAAAGAAUWAACUAGUAAAGGGUAUGAUCUACUAAAGGAUAUAGGAAUAGUGGAAUGAGAAACAGCUACUACCUCUAAGGCCAAUGGAAGCAAACUUAGAAGCUCCCCUUCCARCCUCACAAAACUAAAUUCAGACCUCACUGGAUAGGUUGUACUAAUCCAGAGGCAUACUAGAGCCAGUCUGUACAGGCUUGCAAGAGCCAAUUUUGCACAUCACUGCCUAAAUCUGCACUAAAAUUAGCUGUGAUGCAACAAUCAGCAAAUGCAACAAUCAAGAAUUUUUUGGUAUGCAGUUGGUUAAAUAUUUACCAACAGCACUAGCUAUGGCCCACUGGAUGAAUGGUUGACAUUCACUGAGAUGUAGCAGUCCAAGACUGAUGAGCAGGAAGCCACUAGAUGAGGUAUCAGUGUGUGCCACUGGAUUUCCUGGACGCUGCUGGCAGCUGUACUCUUGUCUAAUGCCCUUAAUUAUCAAAACCUUCCAUUGUACCACCUGACAAAGGGGAAAUGUUUACAGGUCCAGCUGUAGUAAAGCAGAACAAAGAAUGGUGGAUUGAAGCUAGGAGUCAAUAAAUUGAUCAUUGGCCUAUAUUUUAAACUCAUGUCCAUCUCAGGACCUCCAUCUUUGUUCUCUGCCCCCCCUGCAUAUUUUCCACCUUAUGAUUAUGU